UCGUGGAUUCAAUAUCAUCAAUGGCAUCCGCAGUGUGGCAGAAACUUGGACCCCGUGGCCUGGCUGUCAUGGCAGCUGCGGCCACUGGAGUGGGAAUCGGAAUGACCUAUUUCUCAUCACCCCAACGGGACACCCAAGCUGCUGUCAACUGCACCUUGUGCGAGGAUGGCACGUACACCCCAAUCUUUGGCCAGAAGUCCAACUUUCCGCCCUCAGCUAACUUCCCAGACCUCUCGAAGCACAAUAACGUGAUGGCAUCCCAUCUGACACCAGGCAUCUACAGCCGUCUAAGUCCCUUAUCCACACCCAAUGGCUUCACCCUUGAUCAGUGUAUUCAAACAGGAGUAGAUAACCCUGGUCAUCCUUUCAUCAAGACCGUUGGUAUGGUAGCAGGAGACGAGGAAUCAUACGAGGUGUUCAAAGAACUGAUGGACCCCGUCAUCGACGAACGACACAAUGGAUACGGUCCAGACGAUAUACAUUCAACAGAUCUGGAUUCUUCCAAGAUUCGUGGUGGGGUAUUGGACUCAAAGUAUGUCCUUUCUUCUCGUGUGAGGACAGGCCGCAGUAUCCGAGGACUCAGCCUUCCCCCAGCAUGCAACAGGGCUGAGAGACGUAUGGUUGAGCAGGUUGUCGCGGAUGCUCUUGGCGGUCUGAAAGGCGAGUUGGCUGGUCAUUAUUACUCAUUGGUUACCAUGUCAGAAGAAGACCAACAACUGCUCAUUGAUGAUCAUUUCCUCUUCGACAAACCAGUCUCUCCUCUUCUAACAUGUGCAGGAAUGGCAAGAGAUUGGCCCGACGCACGAGGCAUAUGGCACAACAACAAUAAGAACUUCCUGGUAUGGAUCAACGAAGAGGAUCAUACUCGAGUUAUUUCGAUGGAAAAGGGCGGUAACAUGAAACGGGUCUUCGAUAGAUUCUGCUCUGGUCUUAAUCAGGUUGAGGAGUUGAUCAAAUCUAAAGGAUGGGAGUUCAUGUGGAAUGAGCAUCUUGGAUACAUCCUGAGCUGUCCUUCUAAUCUUGGUACUGGACUUCGAGCUGGAGUACAUCUCAAAAUUCCCCAUCUUUCGAAGGAUGUCAAACGACUAGAUGAUAUCCUUGAUAAACUUCGUCUUCAAAAGCGUGGAACUGGAGGUGUUGAUACGGCAACUGUUGGUGAUACCUUUGACAUCUCAAACAAUGAUCGACUUGGGCAAUCAGAGGUCCAGUUAGUUCAGCGCGUAAUAGAUGGUGUCGAUCUUCUUAUCAAGAUGGAAAAACUCUUGGAGAAAAACCGCUCCAUCGAGCAUUUGAUGCCUAAAUAAACAUCACCUAGUUCAUCCGAUCAAUAUACAUCGUAUUAAAGCCAGAAUCAGGAACAUUGAUUAACAAUACUUUACAAAAUUCUGACAAAACAAGAAUAAUGUAGAUGUAAAAGAUAAACCGCUUUUUAAAUAGUAAUUAUUGAUACCUCGUGUGACUAUAAUAUUGACUACCCUGUGAAAUAUACACUUAGAAUUGUUUGUUUAUGAUGGAUUAGUAUACUCAAAUUGAAGAAAAUAAAUUAGGAAAUAUUGUUGAACAUUCGAGAUAUAGGGAUUUAAAACUUUUCAAAGAAAACAAUUAGAAUGACAUUCACGACAGAAAAUAAAAAUCGAUCUCACAAGACCAAGGAAUGGACCAGAAUGAAGAUAUAAUUUGAUUUAUGAGGUCUGUUAUAUUAUAAAGUAUGAAGGUCUUACAGGCAUAUUAUAUCAUGAUGAAAGUUUUCAAGAAUAUAGCACAGAUUAUUUUUAUUUAGAUGAUAUUUGAAUGAAUAUUUAUAUACACAAUAUUAUAUUUAUCUUGAAAGAAUUAUACCGAAGUGAAAAUGUACCUGUGUCAUUGUAUAAAGAAUAAUGUUUGCAAAAUUAGCAGUUUGAAUUUAAUUUGAACCAAUGCGCUGAAAUAAAAACAGUCACAUUAGUAAAUUC
Molecule: messenger RNA, 1952 nt
Organism: Lytechinus pictus (painted urchin)
Lineage: Eukaryota; Metazoa; Echinodermata; Echinoidea; Temnopleuroida; Toxopneustidae
Product: creatine kinase U-type, mitochondrial-like
Exons: 7
Coding region: 21-1304 (427 amino acids)
Biological process (GO): phosphocreatine biosynthetic process
Cellular component (GO): mitochondrion
Molecular function (GO): creatine kinase activity
Source: RefSeq, a predicted model, not a curated record